Messenger RNA from Amyelois transitella, 3090 nucleotides. RefSeq lists its product as uncharacterized. Bases 1392 to 1700 code for a protein of 102 amino acids. The transcript has 4 exons. The record is from RefSeq and is a predicted model, not a curated record. NCBI's taxonomy places the organism in Eukaryota, Metazoa, Arthropoda, Insecta, Lepidoptera, Pyralidae.
UUGCAGGUGAUUUGCUGAUAUAAAACUGAUUUGCAAACUUCACACUCAACGAUGAUCUUACGAGGAGGCAGAGCUUAAGCCUGUGAAGUUACAACAAGAAGAAGCAACUUACCAUGCGGGUACUCGGAGGUUAAGGCUUUGAGACUAAAUUAUGUAAUACAGAAACAAUAAUGUAUUGCCUCUCGAAUCUAUUUUAUGUAAGAAAUAACAAAUCAUUUGAAAUACCUAUUAAAGUCGUUACAUUACAGGUAAGGAUUUUACCAAAAAUACUAUGAAAUUUUUUAUUUAGGGAUGCCGAGCACUGAAGAAAUAAGAGCAAAAUUAAACAUUAUCGAACGAUAUGUUGGUAACAUACGAAUAUAGACAUGACGUUCUACAUAACUAUCAGAUAAAGUAGGUAAGCAACUGAAACGGUUAUUAAAGGACGAAUACCGGGUUAUCAGUACGGUGGGGUCAGGGGGUGUCCAUCUCAUUAAGAUAAUUAUGUAAAGCGGUAACAACAAAACAGUGCAAGUUUGGAACACCAACUCAUAAGAUCCUAAAUAUUUAAACCCCUUAACAGUCUAAAUUUUGGAAAUAAAAUGCUAAGAAAUAAGGCCGAUUGGCCAAUAUAGGGAAACCCUUCUGGUCUUUUUAGAAAUAGCCAAAUAACACAUUUACAUGUAGUGUAGUAGUUCAAAUGAUAUGAAUAAUGAAUAAACCAGAGAUUGACCAGUGGUUCAGAGACAUAAAGAAUACAACCACCGCCCAAUAAAGCUUGGUCUUUGUACCAUCGGCGACAUCAAAGUGAGUCACCGCCAAGUUAGUUGUAAUCGUGACAAUCGUGCACGUGCGUGAUCCGAUCCAACUCAUGCCGUACUGCGACUUGUAACUAGGUACCGUCACCUUGGGUAAACAAAAACGCUAUUAAGUUUAUAUAUUAGACAAAAAACUGACUCUUUUGGGGAAGUCAAUACAUUUAUCAACCGAAAAAGCAAUAGUAUUGGGAUUAUUUUUCAUUAAGUUUCAUAUUAUGCAUUGCAAUCAUGCAUUUAAUUAAAAUGAUAAGCUUGGCAAAGAUCAUAAAGCGACUGGCAGGAGUUAGUUGGACCGAGUGGAAGUACAAACCUACUAAAAUUGUCAUGUAUGUUAGUCAAUUGACAUUAUGGACUCUGUUUCUGAAUAUCUGUAAGUAAUUAUAUUUAAAACAGAUAAAAUUUAGGUAAUUAUAAUUUAAUAACCGUUGUUGACUACAGAAAAACUCAGAGUCGUAGUAGAGUAAGGCAUACCUACGUAGAUCUUUCGUUAAUCGAAGCAAAAUUUUCUGCAAAUGCUAGGAAAAGCGACUACUUACUUUACAACGUAAAUAGUGACGUGACCAUAAAGGUUUGUGCAGUGUCUGCUGCUUAGAUAUGAAAAAAGAGUACAAAAGGAAUCCAGCACCGGACGGACAUAGGUGCGGCGUAUGUCCCACGUACUUCCAGAAAAUAUGCGCCUUCGACCUUAUCAACAAUUCAACGUUUAUAUUUGACAAUCAUUGUAUAAUGGAUAUUUACAACUGCAUAGAAGGAACAGAGUUUGUGCCGCUGAAUUACGAUCGGUGCUUAUUUUUCGGAAAUUUCGCUUAUGUGCACGGACUCAAACGAGAGGACAAAGACUACGGCGAAGAUCAUUACAUCGUUAAGAACUCCAAGAAGAAUCCAGAUUUCAUCGAUGUAUGAGAUGUGUUUAUUUAAAUGAUGUGGUUAAUCAUGGCCCAUAAAACGCAAGAAUCCAGUGGAUACUAUUUUUUAUCAUCCUUUACUUUAACUAUUUAUCUACCUGUCUGCCACAGCCGGUUUUUAAACCCUAAAAUUAAAAGCAUGAACAAACAUGAGUCUCUCUGACAAAAUGGUGAAAUAAACUUUUAAAAAUAAAUACAAGUGGGGUUAGUGCGGAUUUUACUCUAUCAAACGCGUCGAGCAAGUAAACGCGAAUUUGUAUAUGAUUGGAUCAGCGCCACCUCGUGGUAACACGAUGGCACUAAUGCAAUUCCAUACAAAUUCGUGAUUACUUGCUCGACGCGUUUGAUCGAGUAAAACUCGCACUAACCCCUCAGUACCACAAUUUCACGUGACGCGACCCUCUCUUUCCGGGGUGAAUAUAAGCUUGAUAUGCAAGGUAUAUUAUUUUUGUCAUUUUCCUUUACUUUGGUAAUCUUUAAAAAUUAUGGAAAGAUAAAUAGACGAUAAGAUAUAUGCCUUGCGAACGUUCGCGAAUAAGGAGGCUGGUAAUUUUUUCAAAUACAUAUUUGUUGCAACGUUUUGAUUACAGCUCCUAUAUACAUAUACACAUAAAUAACUUUUUUCUAUUCCUUAUUUAAUUCCACCCCGACUAUACCUAUAUUAUUUUGUGCCCGCGAUGAAUAAACUCCAAAAACAUUAUUCUAAAAAGUUUUGUAAUUAAAGUCAUUUUCGUAGUAAUAGAAUUUAUUUUUGAGCUGUUUUAUCAAACAUACAUAAGUAAUGUAAUAUAAAUAAAGUGGUAUAGAUGCAUAAAGGCAUAUUUUUAUAGCAUGAUUGUUCAUUUUAUUUUAGAUACCUAUUUUUAAAAUGGAUUUUUUAUAUCACCAUGAAAUAUAUUAAAGGAGGUAAAUGUAGGAAUACAAUCAAUAUAUAUUGGUGGAUUGUUAAUUUUAGUUUAGUUUCAUAAUUUAAAUAUUAAAGUACAGAUACAAGGAUUGCUAGUUAACAAGUAUAUUUUAAAAGUGUAUUUUUUUUUUAAUUUUUCAUGCAUUGGAAUGAACAACAGCUAAAUAUAAUUACAUGGAUUUUUAUAAAUAGUAACAAGAUAUUGACAGGUCUUCACAUAUAGAUACACACCAAACAGUACAAUUUUAUCGGGAUAUUAUUAUUGUACUUAUAAUAUAUUUCUUAAUUGAAUUUUAGAGACACAAAUAUGCCUUGUAUUUUUUAUAUUUUAAGAUUUGUAUUUAGCUUUACAUAUUACAAAUGGUACAAAAUACUUGAUUCCCAGAGCACACCAAAAAUUUCGCAUUCGUCUUUCCUAAAAUAUGUAUAUGAAGUGUGGCUUCUAUAUGGUGGUUGAUUAAUUUUUAUGUAAAUAUAUUUA